CUCAGAUGGGUUUGCAGACAGUGCAGUAAGAGACCGAAGAGAGCUGGAGAACCAAGAGGAACUCUGAUUGCUUCAGAAAAAUCAGCAAACUACUCCACAAAGAACUCCACAAAGAUCUCCGCAAAGAUCUCCAGACUUUUUUCCAUCAUCUCACUAACUUUCAAAAGAAAGGUGCAAUGGCGACACCCAAAAACACUCCACGAGGUGCAAACACACCAAUGUCUCCCAACCGGAUCACCCGUCUCCAGGAGAAGGAGGACCUCUGCAACCUCAAUGAUCGUCUGGCUGUCUACAUCGACAAGGUCCGCUCUCUGGAGGCUGAGAACGCUGGGCUGCGUCUACGCAUCACCGAGUCCGAGACAGAGGUCAGCCGGGAACUGACGGGUCUGAAGGCCGCCUAUGAGACGGAGCUGGCUGACGCCCGGCAGACUCUGGACUCCGUGGCCAAAGAGCGAGCACGGCUGCAGCUGGAGCUGGGCAAGCUGCGAGAGGACUACAAGGAGCUGAAAGCCAGGAACACCAAAAAGGAGUCAGAAUUGGGAGGUGCCUUGCAGAGGCUCAAAGACCUGGAGGCUCUGCUUAAUUCGAAGGAUGCAUCCCUGACUACGGCUCUGGGAGAGAAGCGUAACCUCGAGGUGGAAAACAGGGACCUGAAGGCGCAGGUUGCCAAGUUGGAGACCAGCUUGGCUGAUGCCAAGAAGCAGCUGCAGGAUGAGAUGCUGAGGAGGGUGGAUGGAGAGAAUCGCAUCCAGACUCUCAAAGAGGAGCUGGACUUUCAGAAGAACCUCCACUCUGAGGAACUGCGGGAGAUAAAGAGGCGCCAUGAGUCCCGCAUGGUUGAGCUGGAUAACGGCCACCAGCAGGAGUUUGAGAGCAAACUGGCUGAGGCGCUGGCAGAGAUGCGCAACCAGCAUGAACUGCAGAUUAAAAUGUACAAGGAUGAGAUUGAGAAGACCUACAAUGCCAAGCUGGAGAGUGCCCGUCAGUCGGCAGACAGGAGCAGCCACCUGGUUGGAGCUGCGCAUGAGGAGCUCCAGCAGAUCCGAGUACGCCUGGAGUCCACGUCGUCUCAGCUCAGCCAGCUACAGAAACAGCUGGCAGCUCGUGAGGCAAAGAUCAGGGACCUCGAGGAUGCUCUGUCUCGGGAGCGGGACACCACGCGUCGCCUGCUGGGAGAGAAGGAUCGGGAAAUGGCAGAGAUGAGGCAGCAGAUGCAGCAGCAGCUCGAUGAGUAUCAGGAACUCCUCGAUGUUAAGCUGGCCCUGGAUAUGGAGAUAUGUGCCUACAGGAAGCUGCUGGAGGGAGAAGAGCAAAGACUGCGUCUAUCCCCGAGUCCUCCUCCUACCAGGGUGGCAGGAAGUCGUUCCUCUACUUCAGGAGCUCUCUCUCGAUCAGUCCACUGCAGCGCUCAGAACUCCCCCGCUAAGAGACGCCGCCCCAAUGACACCGACAGCGAGGCCUCCAGCUUUGCAGGUGGAGCCGUUUCCCGCACUCGCAUCACCCAGCAAGCCUCGGCCAGCGGACGCGUCACUGUGGACGAGGUGGAUCUGGAUGGGAAAUAUGUGAGACUCAGCAACAAAGCAGAUGAGGAUCAGAAUUUGGGGAACUGGCAGGUGAAGCGGCAGCUGGGAUCUGGCACUCCCAUCAUCUUCAAGUUCCCAGCUAAAUUCACCUUGAAGGCCGGUCAGAGGGUCACGAUCUGGGCCUCUAAUUCUGGUGGAACCCAUAAUCCUCCUUCGGACCUGGUGUGGAAGACUCAGCCCUCCUGGGGGACUGGAGAUCUCUUCCAGACCACUUUGGUCAGCGCUAGUGGAGAGGAAAUGGCAAUGAGGAAGGUCACCCGCACACAGUUUGAAGAAGAAGAUGAUGACAUGGUGGCACACAGCACCUGUGGGGACAGCGAGUACAACCUGCGGAGCCGGACAGUCGUGUGCGGCUCUUGCGGACUUCCUUCAGACAAAUCCAGCAACUGCUCCGUGUCCUCUGCUUCCCGCUCCUACCGCAGCGGAGGCCUCUCCGAGGGUUUACUGCCGCAGUCCUACGUGUUCAGCACGAGCACACCUCGCAAGACUGGAGCCAGACUGGAGAGCUGUCCAAUCAUGUGAAGCCCUGGGUUCACAACACUACGUUUUUAUAGCUUCUUAGUUACCAGUUGUUGAGUCAGCUGAUGUAGUUUUUAGCUCAGUUCAUGUACUUUGAAUUACGUUUCAAGUUACCGAAUGCAGGAAUAUUUUAUACCUCUUUUUAUAAUGCACAUUUGCAUGAUGAAGAAUCAUUUUUCUUGAAUUUAAACGUUGAUUCGGGGAUACUUUCUUUAUGUUAGUAACAUUUAAGAUUGGAAAAUGUAAACCAGUUACUUUAAUAUUCGCUCAUUUUAAAAACAGUGCUUUCAAAAUCAAAUUAAUUUCAUUAUGCUCUACAGACACUCUGACACAGCAGGGUUGUGAUCACAGUUUUACCUAAAUUAUUUUUCAUCAAAUCUGCUUCCACACUGAAGGUAAAUUGAAUCCAACCUUGUUUCAG
Molecule: messenger RNA, 2523 nt
Organism: Archocentrus centrarchus (flier cichlid)
Lineage: Eukaryota; Metazoa; Chordata; Actinopteri; Cichliformes; Cichlidae
Product: lamin-A-like
Exons: 13
Coding region: 177-2105 (642 amino acids)
Biological process (GO): heterochromatin formation; protein localization to nuclear envelope; nuclear envelope organization
Cellular component (GO): nuclear lamina; nuclear envelope
Molecular function (GO): structural constituent of cytoskeleton
Source: RefSeq, a predicted model, not a curated record